AUGAAACUCAACGCCCGUACCGCCCUCUCAACCCCCACCACCCUCCUGGUCCCCUACACUCCCCUCCACGUCCCCACCUACCAUGAGUGGAUGCAGUCCCCGGAUCUCCGACUUGCCACAGCCUCCGACCCCCUAACCCUCUCCGAAGAAUACGCCAUGCAGCGUUCCUGGCGCUUAGACCCGGAUAAACUUACUUUCAUUAUCUGCUUGCCUUUGCCACAUCCUCUCCGGCUGCCUGGGGAUGAAGGGGAGGAGACCAUCAAAGCCGGCCAGUACGACGACCUAGAGCGGAUGGUGGGGGACGUCAACCUCUUCAUCUACCCCUUAGACCUCGACGAAGACGAAAGCGCAGCUCCGCCGACCUCGAGUGUGGUUGGAGAGAUUGAACUCAUGAUCGCCUCACCCCUCCACCGUCGCAAGGGCUACGGGCGCGGAGCCCUGCUGGCAUUCAUCUCGUACGUACUCGCUCACUGGGCGGAGAUUGCGCGGGAGUACGCCGGUGGCACGUCAACAGCUACUGCUACCUCCUCGUCCGACGAUGCCGAGCCGCUGCGGCUGGAUCAUCUGCGUGUGAGGAUAAAUGAGACUAAUGUCGGGUCUAUCAAGUUGUUCGAGGAGCUGGGAUUCACAGCGGUGAACGAGGGCAAAGCGAACUACUUUGGUGAAGUUGAGCUACGCUGGUACGGUGGGAUGGAGGAUUUGAAGGGUAGGAGGGGUUGGGAGGAGGUACGGCAGUUGACGUAUGAAGGUCCAGGCGUUGAAUGA
Molecule: messenger RNA, 765 nt
Organism: Saxophila tyrrhenica
Lineage: Eukaryota; Fungi; Ascomycota; Dothideomycetes; Mycosphaerellales; Extremaceae
Exons: 2
Coding region: 1-765 (254 amino acids)
Molecular function (GO): N-acetyltransferase activity
Source: RefSeq, a predicted model, not a curated record